CCGGGGCUCCUUUCACCGUUCGGACAGCCGGUGCUUGUCUGAAGCUACAUCUAAAUCCACCACCAUGCAUUUUAGCAGUUUUUCGCUGCUUGCUCUAGGAGCGGUAACAGCUAGCGCCUUCCGUGAUACCUCGCCCUUCUUCCUAGCAUCGACGUCUGAGAUCCCCUCUACUUCAAGCCAACUCAAAACUGCCCCAUCCUUACUAGAUGACCUCUCCUCGAAGCUUAGUGCUUGUCCCUCCGACUACUAUGUCAUUGCUUCUCAGCACGGUGUUCACAGCACCGAUUUCUUAACUCGGAAGUCCGCACCCCGCCUCGGCGCGAAGAUGACGGGGAAGGACAAGUCCAUCCGCUCGACUCUGAUGAUUAAUGAAGUUGUCGGCGUGCUGGAAGCAAAGAAAAUCCAAAGCGUUAUUGAGAAAGAAUGCGGGGCGCAAUCUACUGUCAUCAAUGGUGCCUCUGGCUCUUAUCCGUCCGACUUUGGUGCCGAUCCCCGAGUUCUUUUUAUCGAUUUCCCUGCCCUUCCUUUGGGAGAAAAUAGGGCACAACAGCUUUCUGACAACGAUGGUCUUCUUUCUGAUAUUAUCGAACGGAUUCCUUCGUCGAAGAAGUACACUAUUCUUUACGUGACAUCACCGAGGGAAUUUGAAGACUCCGAGUCCGGUAUCUAUCAAUCCGACGCUGAUCAAUAUCAAGACCCCGUCCACAUGGACUUGAAGAGAGAUUAUAUGGCACAUGGCCGUCGGGCGGAGCCUGCGUCUAACAAGUCCCUCUUCCAAACGUAUCAAUACCUCACACCAGGCCUCUUUAUGGGACUUAUUGCCACCUUUAUCUUCAUUAUUAUCUUGUAUGUUGGUUUCAGCGCUCUUGCUAGUCUUGAGGUUCCCUAUGCUGCUUUUGAAAAAGACACGUAUGCCAGUGUGCAGAAGAAGCAGCAGUAAUUAUCGGUUGGUGUUUCGAUUAGGUCCUGGAAAUAUUUUUCUGUUUUUAGUUUGACAUGAUAAAGUGGCUGGAAGCUAGCCAUCAAUUGUUCUAGAUCAUUGAGACUGUACUGUGUACGCUAUGCUGUAUUUCGGCGUCUGUGUGUGGAUCUGAAUGCUACAUGAUGAAAAUCCCAAUUUCGCUCAAGGAAGUACUUUUCUCUUAGGCCAUUAAAUCUGCCAUAUGCUAUGCGAAACUAGCGCAAGGUCUUUGUUGAGACAGAGCUAUAUAUAGGGCCAUCACGUGUAGUGACUUCUCC
This is a messenger RNA of Aspergillus alliaceus, 1239 nucleotides long. RefSeq names its product Ac45/VOA1 transmembrane domain-containing protein. Gene Ontology annotation, biological process: fungal-type cell wall biogenesis; (1->6)-beta-D-glucan biosynthetic process. The coding region runs from base 65 to 940 and encodes 291 amino acids. Gene Ontology annotation, cellular component: endoplasmic reticulum membrane. The transcript has 5 exons. The record is from RefSeq and is a predicted model, not a curated record. Lineage: Eukaryota; Fungi; Ascomycota; Eurotiomycetes; Eurotiales; Aspergillaceae.